AUGACAUUUCAGCAAGAAAUAGGGUCUUGGAAGACUCCCAAAGAGCUGACCACCUUUCCAGUUCCGGAAGUUGGUGAAAGGGCACCAACUUCCUCGAUUCUCCAGACACCCAGCACGAAUGGAAAACCGACGAUAAUUACCUUUCUGCGGCAUUGUGGAUGCCCUUUUGCCGAGAAGACAUUCCAACGAUUUCGCAAAUUCGCUGGCAAACAUACUGAUAUCAAUUUCGUCGCCGUGUCGCACUCCGAUGAUGAGGCAACAGAGAAGUGGCUCAUAUCCAUCGGCGGAUGUUGGGAAGUUCAGGUAGUAGUCGAUGCGGGAAGAGAAACCUACGCACAAUGGGGGUUGGGGGUUGCGAACACCUGGCAUGUCCUCAACCCUUGGUCGCUCUACUCCGUUUACAAGUUGGGGAAGCAAGAGAGCAUAUGGAACAAACCUACCGAAAGUGGCAACCGCUGGCAGAUGUCAGGUAGCUUCGCAGUUGACGAACAAGGAGUUGUCAAAUGGGUUAGAGUGGCAAAAUCUGCUGAUGAUAUCCCUGAUUUCAAAGAUGGCCUCAAAGCAUUGGGUAGGGAAGUGUAA
This is a messenger RNA of Venustampulla echinocandica, 582 nucleotides long. Its product is annotated as Thioredoxin-like protein. NCBI's taxonomy places the organism in Eukaryota, Fungi, Ascomycota, Leotiomycetes, Helotiales, Pleuroascaceae. Bases 1 to 582 code for a protein of 193 amino acids. The transcript has 3 exons. The record is from RefSeq and is a predicted model, not a curated record.